AUGGUUGUCGAAUCAGAAGAAGUUCGCCAUGAGUCAUCUGAAGAAUACGACUAUGAAGAAUACGAAGAUGAUGACGAGGUGCUCGAUACUGAGCACAUAGAUGUGGAACUGGAAGAAGAUGAUUUCAAGACACAGGGUAAAGAGAGAUGCAAGGAUGCUUUCCUUAACUUCAGUUCUGAUUAUGAAGAUAAUGAAGCCGAUGAAGACAAUGACUUAGUUGAUGAAGAUGAAGAAGGGUUUGGUUCAGAAAAGGAAAUCGAUGACACAGCAGGGGCUAAUGAUCUUGAUUUGGGAGAUGCGGUUGGUGCAGGCUUCCCCAUUCACGACCCAUCAGUUAAGUGGAAUAAGAUGAAGCCCCUUCUUGGUGAAAGGUAUGAAUCACCACAUCAGUUGCAACAAUGUCUCACUAAUUAUGCUAUUAAGUCAGGGUAUAACAUUAAAUUUGCGAAGUGUGACACUGUGAGAUUAACUGCCAAAUGUGGUUCUAAGAUGAAGUCUCAACCCUGCCCAUUCAGAGUUCAUGCUUCCUGGAUGACUCAAGAAAGGUCUUUUCAGAUUAAAACCUUAGUCGAUGAGCACAAAUGUGUUAGAAAUUUCAAUAUUUCAAAUUUACUGAGUCCCAGAUGGCUAGCAAGACACUUUUUGAAGGAGUUGAUAAUGAAACCUAACUUGAAGUGUAAGGAGAUGCAAUCAAUAAUUAGGACCAAAUUUCAUUGUGGUGUAUCUUGGUCUAAGGCUUACAGAACAAGGUGUAGAGCAAUGACCAUUAUAGAUGUGGGUAACACAGGUGAUGUAGUGGCUAACAGAGGUGGUGGAGUGGCUGAAGUUGGUGGAGUGGCUGAAGUUGAAGGUGGUGGAGUGGCUGAAGUUGAGGAUGACACUAUUCCUGAAAAAUAUUUAGUCCAUUUAUGGAAGGCAAUGCAAGAUUUGAAACAAUCACGGUAUUCAACUGAAGAAAUUAAAAAGUCACUUAGUCUGACAGAUUCACAUAUGAAACAACUCAAUGAUUACAAUGACACUAUUGAACAAGUUCUUCCUAUGUCUAUGGAAGAGGAGUAUCCACCUCAGACAGAGACACAAGAUGGGGAUGAAGAAAAUAUCCCUGAGACACAACCAGAAAGUGAGGAAGAAGAAGAAGGCAUUAAUGACACCCAUGAAUUACCAGUACACCUUAGGAUUGUGAAAAAAAGAAGGCCCUCUGAGAGGAUUGUUAAAACCAAGCUGAAGAAGAUGGGAUGUGUUGGACUUCUUCAAAUUCACCAUUGGAGUUGGAUUAGGGUGUUAGGGUGUUAAGGGUAGUAAGGGUAUUUUGGUACAUCUUUUGUGAAUGCUACUUUUGUGCAUCUUUUGUGAAUGCUACUUUUGUAUAUCUUUUGUGAAUGCCCUUAAAUUACUGAUAACCAUAUUUUGUACAUCUUUUGUAAACACAUUGAAACAUUGUGAAUGCCCUUAACAUGGUUGGUAAUGACAUAUUGGAG
Lactuca saligna is the source of this 1478-nucleotide messenger RNA. The record is from the annotation of a GenBank genome assembly. NCBI's taxonomy places the organism in Eukaryota, Viridiplantae, Streptophyta, Magnoliopsida, Asterales, Asteraceae.